UAUAAAUAAGAAUAAAAGGCUAAUGAUAUUCUUGCAGGAUAGACCUCGACUCCACCGAUAAGCCGUCUUUCGUAUUGAAUUCAGUUCCUCUCUAUGCUGGGGAUGAAUGCACCAAUGAGGAGCCUGACCAUCCACUCUCUCUAUAGCACAGCGAGCCCAAGCAUGCUGAAGAGGAAGCAGAGCUCGCGGGUCGAGGCCCAGCCUAUGACCGACUUUGGGCCAGAUGAAACACUGACAGACAGUGCAGACAUACUUUGGAUCAACAAACCAUGGGUUCAUUCUCUCCUGCGGGCCUGUGCCAUAAUCAGUGUCAUUUCGGUGUGUAUGAAUACACCUAAGACCUUUGAGCACUACCCACCCCUGCAGUAUGUCACUUUUGCCUUGGAUACGCUGCUGAUGUUCCUCUACACUGCAGAAAUGAUCGCCAAAAUGCAUAUCAGGGGCAUCAUCAAGGGAGAGAACUCCUAUGUUAAAGACCGCUGGUGCGUGUUUGAUGGCUUUAUGGUGGUCUUCCUCUGGGUCUCUCUUGUGCUUCAGGUGUUUGAAAUAGCAGAGAUUGUGGACCAAAUGUCACCCUGGGGAAUGUUACGCAUACCGAGGGCCCUCAUUAUGAUCCGAGCCUUCCGAAUCUACUUCCGAUUUGAACUGCCGCGUUCCCGCAUAACCAACAUUCUCAAGCGGUCGGGGGAGCAGAUUUGGAGUGUGUCCAUAUUUUUGCUCUUCUUCCUGCUCCUGUAUGGAAUCCUGGGGGUUCAGAUGUUUGGAACCUUCAAUCAUCACUGCGUCACCAAUGAAACACAGAAAGGUAAUGUGACAUGGAACAGCCUGGCGAUCCCUGAUACACACUGCUCUCCGAACGGGGAGGGUUAUCAGUGUCCGACGGGGUUUAAGUGUGUGGAUCUGGAAGACUUGGGACUCAGCAGACAGGAACUUGGAUACAGUGGCUUCAAUGAGCUUGGCACCAGUAUAUUCACUGUAUAUGAGGCAGCGUCUCAGGAGGGAUGGGUCUUCAUCAUGUAUCGAGCCAUCGAUAGCUUCCCAUGCUGGCGCUCAUAUUUCUACUUCAUCACGCUCAUCUUCUUCCUCACCUGGCUGGUCAAGAAUGUGUUCAUCGCUGUGAUUAUAGAAACGUUUGCUGAGAUCAGAGUGCAGUUCCAGCAGAUGUGGGGAUCCCGGAGCAGCACCACGUCAACAGCUACUACACAGAUGUAA
Messenger RNA from Sinocyclocheilus rhinocerous, 1212 nucleotides. Its product is annotated as sodium leak channel non-selective protein-like. Gene Ontology annotation, molecular function: monoatomic cation channel activity. NCBI's taxonomy places the organism in Eukaryota, Metazoa, Chordata, Actinopteri, Cypriniformes, Cyprinidae. Gene Ontology annotation, cellular component: plasma membrane. The transcript is spliced from 10 exons. The record is from RefSeq and is a predicted model, not a curated record. Gene Ontology annotation, biological process: positive regulation of synaptic transmission, cholinergic; transmembrane transport; monoatomic ion transport. The coding region runs from base 94 to 1212 and encodes 372 amino acids.